AUGAGGGUGGUGUCAAGCUGCCGGAGGCAGGCCCUAGGGCUAGAAGAGGAGAACGGGGUGCUGGUGGAGAUGAGGAUCCAGCCNAGCCGAUGGACCUCCGAGAGAGUGGUGGGGGGGACGAAGGGGAUGAAUGGGAGGCCAGGGGUCCUGAUGUACGAGUAUCAGACUGUGAAGGCAGCAACGGAGGAGCUCAGACAAGAGCUUGAGAAGAUGAAUAGGGGUACUAGAUGUGAUAUGGAUGAGUUCGGAAGGAUCAGGGAGAGAGUUGAGAGCUUAAAGGGGUGGUUUGGGUCGCUGAGAUUCGGAACUGACAGCCUGUCAAUCUGA
Messenger RNA from Asparagus officinalis (garden asparagus), 327 nucleotides. RefSeq lists its product as uncharacterized. The transcript is spliced from 2 exons. Lineage: Eukaryota; Viridiplantae; Streptophyta; Magnoliopsida; Asparagales; Asparagaceae. The coding region runs from base 1 to 327 and encodes 108 amino acids. The record is from RefSeq and is a predicted model, not a curated record.